Molecule: messenger RNA, 288 nt
Organism: Clunio marinus
Lineage: Eukaryota; Metazoa; Arthropoda; Insecta; Diptera; Chironomidae
Source: the annotation of a GenBank genome assembly
AUGUUCCUUAUGACAUUCAAUCUUAGCAGCUUUCAAACAAAUUUCACCGAUACGAGCGCUGUUAAUGUUAUCGAUGACAAUCAGAGUCAAAUUUUCAACUACCUACCUAAGAAUGGAUUGCAGCAGAGCUUUGAAAACUUAUCCUUGACAUCCACGCACUAUCUCUCUAUUUCCAAGAAUGCAUCCCAGAGUCCAAACCUUCGACCGGUUCAAGCGAAAAUACCGGAUGUUACAAUUCCAAAGUUGAGAAUUUUGCGCGCAAACGUAUUUCAAUACCUCCAUACUUAG